UAGUGACAGCUGUCAUUUGUCAAAAACUGUGAAUUGGAACCGCCCGUCGUCAGAUUUUACGAAGAAAUCUCGAUUUAUUCACAAUUUUUCCGCUAAAAUGGCUAGUGCACCAGCCGAAAAGUCUGCCUGUGUUUUCUGCAAUAUAGUUAAUAAAUUAGAUGACACGGAACUCCUGUUUGAAGAUGACCAAGUCUGUGUUUUUAGAGAUAUAAAACCUGCGAGCAAAUUUCACGUUUUAACUGUGCCUAAAAGGCAUAUAGAAGACUGCAAAAGCCUUGUUUCGUCAGAUAAAGAACUAGUUCAACACAUGCUGACGGUAGCCCAAGAUAUACUUCAAAAGAACAACCUAUCGCUCCAAGAUGCACGUCUAGGCUACCACUGGCCUCCGUUCCGGAGCGUCAAACACUUGCAUCUGCACACUAUUGCUCCGGAGAGCGAUAUGGGAUUCAUUGGACGAUUGAUAUUCAGGAAAGACUCGUACUGGUUUGUCUCUCCUGAAUACGUCGAGUCGAGGCUAUGAUGACUUCACAAUGCUUGGGACAGCUCAAAGUUGUAAUUUAAGCACUUUUCCAUCGUUCAAUAAUUUAUUUAGUACAAAUUUUACUCCUCUUUAGGACAACGUUCUUUCUUAUUAUCUUCCAAAAAUAAUAAUAAGUGGGAUGUAAUUGAGUAUUUAGUAUACUAUUAUUAUACUAUCCGUUCGCGAUAAGUUUGCCGCUGGCGAUAUGACGUCACUCGAAGCAGAGGCGGGGCAAGACCUAAAUUUGAUGUGGGCAAGACAGAUUUCGCGAGGCCUUGUUCUGUGGCGACUAGGGCUUGAAUACCGGAAUUCCGGAAUUUCGUAACUCCGGAAUUCCGGAUAGGUUUUUUCCGAUAUUUCAAUUCCGGAACUGAAGCCAAUAUCGUAUUCCGAUAUUGAAAUUUUUCAUAAAUUAUUUUAAGUUUUCAAAAUGAUUUUUAUCCAAAUCGGUCCUUCUAUAAGGAAGUCCUCGAGACAGUCAUGUAUUCGCAAUUUUAUUACUAACUAGCUGACCCGGCGAACUUCGUACCGCCUUAGCGUAGAGAUUUUCUUUAUAUUUUUUUCCGUAAAAACCUUGUACAAAGUAUUAGAAAACUACAAAAAAAAAAAUCAGCCAAAUCGGUCAAGCCGUUUUCAUGUUAUGUCGUGACAACGGAAAACGGGUUUCAUUUUUAUACAGUGUGAGUCACGUUAAAGUGUACAUAUGAAAA
Molecule: messenger RNA, 1230 nt
Organism: Ostrinia nubilalis (European corn borer)
Lineage: Eukaryota; Metazoa; Arthropoda; Insecta; Lepidoptera; Crambidae
Product: adenosine 5'-monophosphoramidase HINT3-like
Exons: 3
Coding region: 98-520 (140 amino acids)
Molecular function (GO): catalytic activity
Source: RefSeq, a predicted model, not a curated record